CUUGGAAUUAUGGUAAGAAAUGGGGCAAAAUGAUAAAGACUCCCUUCCAAUAAUUAGGAAAGAAAGAAUUAAACUCUUACCAAAAGCUAGACUGAGAGACAGUGUGCCCAGCAGCCCCCCAGGUCUCUCUUGCUUCACCAGCAUUUGGAUGCACCCCUGCCUUGCCUCUCCCUCCCCCUCCCCCCUCGUGCCUCUCACCACCCUCUAGCCCCGCCCCUUUAGUCACAACUUCCAGCAGAAUCCUCGAGGCUUAUCCUCCACUUCCGGGACCAGCCUAACGGGCCCUUUGUGGAGAAGUGCUCUUCACUGCUGCCUAACCAUGAGCGCCCAGAUCCCGCAGAGUUCCUCCGCUGAGGUGGAGGCUGCCGUCAGCCACCUGAUCAACCUGCACUUGCAGGCCUCGUCCACCUACCUCUCCCUGAGCUGUUACUUCGAAGGCGACAAGGUGGCUCUGACGGGCGUGGGCUGCUUCUUCCGGGAGCUGGCUGAGGAGAAGCGCGAGGGCUCCCAGCUCCUCUGGAAGAUGCAGAAGCAGUGGGGCGGCUGCGCCCCGGUCCAGGACGGGCAGAAGCUGUCGCCGGAGGAGUGGAGCACCAGCGUGGAUGCCCUGGAGGCUGCCAUGGCCCUGGAGAAGAGCCUGAACCAGGUCCUCUUGGAUCUGCAUGCCCUGGGUUCUGCGAGCGUGGACGCCCAGCUCUGCGAGUUCCUGGAGAGCCGCUUCCUGCAGGUGGAGAUGAAGAUCCUCAAGAAGAUGGGCGACCAGCUGACCAACCUGCACAAGCUGGCCGGGCCCGAGGCCGGGCCCCUGGCCGGGCAGGGCGAGUAUCUCUUCGAAAGGCUCUCCUGCCCGCGCGACUAGGAGCCUCGCGGCGGCCUCGGCGGGACCCCUCUGCCUCCCCCGGCGAGAUCUCCGCCCCAGCCUCUUCUUCCACCAGGAGGCAACUCUUUAACCACCCUGGAACCUUCACCCGAGCCGAGGCACCAAAUAGAA
Balaenoptera acutorostrata (minke whale) is the source of this 991-nucleotide messenger RNA. RefSeq names its product ferritin light chain-like. NCBI's taxonomy places the organism in Eukaryota, Metazoa, Chordata, Mammalia, Artiodactyla, Balaenopteridae. Gene Ontology annotation, biological process: intracellular iron ion homeostasis; iron ion transport. Gene Ontology annotation, molecular function: ferric iron binding; ferrous iron binding. The transcript has a single exon. Gene Ontology annotation, cellular component: cytoplasm. Bases 320 to 859 code for a protein of 179 amino acids. The record is from RefSeq and is a predicted model, not a curated record.